Molecule: messenger RNA, 818 nt
Organism: Ctenocephalides felis (cat flea)
Lineage: Eukaryota; Metazoa; Arthropoda; Insecta; Siphonaptera; Pulicidae
Product: protein OPI10 homolog
Exons: 4
Coding region: 134-718 (194 amino acids)
Biological process (GO): protein import into nucleus
Cellular component (GO): cytosol; nucleus
Molecular function (GO): nuclear import signal receptor activity; Hsp70 protein binding
Source: RefSeq, a predicted model, not a curated record
AUGUAGUAGAAUCUUCUUGAAAAUUCCUGAUCUUUUGUUGUUGUUGUUUGAUUGCGUUAUAUUAUGUUGAAGUGUGGUUGAAAUAGUUGUCUAUAUGCUAUAUUUGUGAAGGUUUAUCUGUACUAGCAUAAUAAUGUUAGGAGUAAUAGUUUCAGGACGACUUGUACAAACAAACUUCCAACAAGUAGGAGAAAGUCAGUUCUUAAUUAAUAUUGAGGAUGCUGACAAUAUAAAUCAUUUAGUUGUUUUUUUAACCGGGACUAUACCUCUGCCAGACAGUUAUGCUGCGUCAGUACAUUUCAGUUGGCCUGACCCUACAGCCCCACCAAAUUGGCAAUUACUUGGAUAUAUUUCAAACACUAAACCUUCUGCUAUAUUCAAGAUCUCUACUUUGAAAAAGCUAAAUGAGAUGGAAAGUUCUAAUUACAAUUUGUUUGGUAAUCAACAAAUUUCACAUAUUGCCCAGAUAGGAGUUCAAAUCGAACCAGAAGCAAAUGUAUUGCAGCAAACUACGGCAACUGCCAGUACGAAGUCAUAUCUAACAUUUGGUCAGAAAAUGCUUGAAAACUUUUUUAAUUAUGUUAGUAGUUUUGCUAUUACACAAAGUAAUAUGGAACCCAAUCCGCAAGAAACCUAUGUGCCCUUAUCAACACUACAAAAGUGGUAUACCAAUUUUGAAAGAAGACUUGAACAAAAUCCCAAUUUUUGGAAAUCUUGAAAAUAAAAUAUGAGGUUUUAUUAAUUUUUAUAAGUUAGAAUUUUCUUAAUUAAGAAAAUUUUGGCAUAUAAAUAAAUUGUAAAUAAAUAAAUAUGUUUAA